AUGGCACCCAGGGACAACCAGGAGCUAGUGCCGCUUACCGACGGUAGCGGCCGCCCAAACGACGAUGAUGAACUGGAAAGCCAAAGACCGCAGAAGAGAUCGACCGCUACGUGUCAAGACGACAACGGUAGUGGUGGCGGCGGCAAGGGACCGAUAAACAGAACGCCGAUAAACGACAUGAAGACGUCAAUGCUCGCUUGUAAGCAGGUCAUAGGACUCGGCACGCUCUGGAGAUUUCCCUACGUGUGCCUCAAGUACGGUGGUGGUACUUUUUUAAUACCAUACAUGGUUAUUAUGUGCUUAGUGGGUUAUCCAUUACUUGUUAUGGAAAUUGGAAUCGGUCAAAAAUUGAGACAUAAUAGCAUAACAAUAUGGACAACAAUUAAUCCUCAAUUAGGAGGCAUUGGCAUGGUUAUGUGCCUAGUAAAUAUCGCUAUGUCUUGCUAUUAUGGAACUAUCAUAACUUGGGGAACUAAAUACAUGGUUGACAUGAAUAAGUUUCCAGAACUGUGGCCUCCACAUGGACAACCAUCUAUUGAUCCCAAAAGAUCUCAGUCAUUUUGGCAUAAAACUGUAUUAAACGUAACAAGUUCUAUGGAUGAAACUAGUGAGAUACAAGCGGUACAAGCAUUUUCAUUGUUUUUCACGUGGUUCUUUUUAGCUAUAAUGCUGGCAGCAGCUUGGAUUACAUUUAAAAACAAGUAUAUUCAAGCAUUUAUUAAUUUUUCGAAUUCAAUAUUUCAAAGUUUACCGUUUUAUAUUCAAAUUAUAAUAUAUGCAAUCCCGCCAAUUUUAUUAGUUGUUGUAUACAUUGUAGAAUCAGGUUAUGGAUAUAUUAGCUUCUUGUAUAUCACGUCUAUAGAGUUAAAAGACUUGUUGGUUUUCCCGAUCUGGGUUGAUGCUGUUAUCCAAGUAUUUUGUUCUUUGGGAUUAGUACAUGGUUCAUGGACGUCUUUCGGUUCAUCUUCUAAACGUAAAAGCAAUUUUCUGUUGACUGCCACUGUGGUGGUAUCUUUCAGUUUCAUUUUAGUAUUUGUGUGGACUUGGUUUAUAGUUUCCACAAUAAUACCAAAUGUAUUACAGGACAUUAAAAAUUGCGUUAUCGGAUCAGCUUAUAAAUGGGAUAAUUCUAAAGAUAUGCCUGCACACGUAUUUUAUAGCAAUAAUUAUGAUGCACUAAUUGCUAGUCGAAAAUUAGACGACACAUUAAUGAGUUUUGAUGUUCAAGAAUGUAACAUGGAAAAUCAAUUCAAAUUGGCAAGUAAUGGUAUUGGCCUAAUUUUUAUAGCUCUCGGAGAGUUUACUACAACUUUUUCGUUUGAAAAAAUUACUGGCUUUAAUCAAACUAAAUUUGUCAUUAAUAUUCCACAAAUAUUACUUCUCAUGAUUAGUACAGCAUGGUUAUUACGUUUAUUGAACUGGUUUGUCUGGGCACUUACUGAAGUAAAAUGUUUGAAAAAAUUGUCUAAAUUUUGUAUUUCAAGCAUACUUUGUACAAUAUGUUGUGUCUGUGGAUUGGUAUUUACGACUAGAACGGGUGUAUAUUGGCUUUCAUUAUACAAUGAAGUUUUUAUCAACCCGUGUUUGACGGUAUUAGCUCUUUGUGAGGUUUUAAUUAUUGUAUUCAUUUAUGGAUAUAAACAAUUCUUACUUGAUAUAUAUGAUAUGACUGGACAUACAAUUGGUCGUUUAUCCAUAUUCAUUUGGAGACAUAUUACUCCAAUGUUACUGAUAUUAACAUUUUCAUCUAUCUUGACAGUUGGUAUUUUAGAUGGCUUCAGAUAUGAAGUUUGGACACAUAGGAGUAAUUUCUUAACAAAGAUGAGGUAUCCAUAUUGGGCUCAACUUAUAAUUUGGGCGAUCACAGCUGUAUGUCUUCUUUUAAUAUUGGCGUUCUGCAUGGUGGAUAGUCGACAAAAUCUGACUUUCAAAUUUUUAGAAUCUCUGAAUAAAGCAAAAAAAACUACUAGUGAACAUAUUAAGCGAUCAGACUCAGGAUUGUCUGGAAAAGGAAUCAUCACGGAAAUUGAUUUUGACGAUUGUCAUGAUUCAGAAAUUGAUGAAGAGCUAGAUACUUCAAUAGCCCAAGCUCCAGUACGUAUGUAUAAAAUUGAGGUUCUUGACUCUUGGAAAUCUGCGAGAGGUCAAGUUUAUCUUUAAUAUGGGACUUAAUACAUGUCAUGAAAUUAUACUUAUGUUAUAAUAUUUUAUAAUUUAUAUGUAUAGUAAAAUUUAUACUAUGAUUAUAUUAUUAUGUA
This is a messenger RNA of Melanaphis sacchari, 2258 nucleotides long. Its product is annotated as sodium- and chloride-dependent transporter XTRP3-like. Lineage: Eukaryota; Metazoa; Arthropoda; Insecta; Hemiptera; Aphididae. Gene Ontology annotation, biological process: sodium ion transmembrane transport. The transcript has 11 exons. The record is from RefSeq and is a predicted model, not a curated record. Gene Ontology annotation, cellular component: membrane. The coding region runs from base 1 to 2160 and encodes 719 amino acids.